UCCGCGGAAGGCGCGGAGGGUUACCUGACCACGCAUGAAGUAGUCCGAGCGUUUGCAUCCGUCGCCAUUUUCACUCAGACGACUGUGAACGCACGCCGAAGCUUUGGAAGGUGUUAAGUAUAAUUUGCCACGAUGGUGAAAAUAUUUGUGGGGAACUUGUCACAAGAGACCACAUCAGAUGAACUGCGGUCGCUCUUCUCCCAGUAUGGCAAGAUUGCAGAAUGCUCCAUCCUGAAGAGUUUUGGCUUUGUGCACAUGGACAGCAAGUCUGAGGCGGAAGAAGCCAUCCGCAACCUCCACCAGUAUCAGCUGAACGGACAGGCCAUGAAUGUGGAGCUGAGCCGUGGCAAGUCCAGAGGGUCCACCAAGCUACACGUUGGCAACAUUGCCUGCUCCAAUCAGGAGCUGCGAGCUAAGUUUGAAGAGUAUGGCGUGGUGGUGGAGUGUGACAUCGUGAAAAACUAUGCCUUUGUUCACAUGGAGCGCAUGGAGGAUGCCAUGGAGGCCAUUAAUCAGUUAGACAACACAGCGUUUAAAGGCAAACUGAUGAGCGUGAAGCUUUCGACUAGCCGACUCCGUACUGCGCCGGGAAUGGGAGACCGAUCGGGUUGUUAUCGUUGCGGGCAGGAAGGCCACUGGUCCAAAGAAUGCCCUCUAGAUCAGAACGGCUACCACAGAAACGGCUCAGAGCCAAACUCUGAUGGAUACGAUUCCUCGAGAUUUGACGGGCGUGCUCACAGCCGAGCUUAUCAAGCGGGCUUCAGCGGUGCGGAAGCGGAUUAUGGUGGCGGCUACGCUCCUGUGCACGGCUCUUCCCGUGGUUCCGGUCACAGCAGCAAUGCGGCGGGGUACCGAGCGGGUCCGGGCUACGAGAAUACAGCGAGAUACGGGCCGCAUCCAGGUUACGGCAUGUCCGGGAGCGGGGCGGCAUACCAGAGCGACGGCUCAUACUAUGGCGCGGUACCAGGCUACCCGGUGCGGCGGUCGCCUUACGAGGAAAGGGAUCCGUACGGAGUUGUGGACUACUACGGGAAGUACAGGGCCAAUAUGUACGGUGGCGGCUAUUAUGAGGAACACCGCGCUGUGCCUACACCUGCUCCAACAGUGUCAUCCUCUACAGCUGGUAUGAGGGAACGUGGGCCUUCCAAUAGCAUCGACCCAUAUCAGUGCCCACCGGUUCCUCCUGCACCAGUCCCAGUUCCCUCGUACCACGCACGUGACCGGAGUCCUAUUCGGAGAGUCUCCGCCGAGGCCGAAGGAUACUCAUAUCAGGGUUUGCAGAUGCCCACGGGGGGCCCUCCUCCCAAUAAGUACUACCUAUAACGGUCCGCGGGAUCCAGGCGCCGAGCGGCCAUGACACACACACACACACACACACACACACACUGACUUUUGUCUCGCACAGCCACGUAACAGCUGACUAGUCAUUAGUUGGUGCCAGUAGUAUGACUCAGUUGGUCGUGUCUUACGACAAAAGUCAGUGCCACGUAACGUAACAUUCAACAUGGUAGGAAGCAAGAAGGUGUGAAUACGUUCACAUUCCAGUAAUAUCAAAGUAGCAACAUUAAAUCAUUCACCACUUGGCUUCAGUCAGAUCAGUUAUUGCAUGGUGCAUGUUUUAAAGGUGAGUCUCUUAACAGCGUGUGUGUGCUUUUUAGUAUAGCUGUGAACAGUGUAGCUAGCUACCUGCGUAUUUAAGGCAAAUGUAAAUACUGUGUUUGACUUUAGGCUUAGAUGUUACAUCUAUGUGGACAUACCUGUGUGUAUUAGGGUUGUUUUAAAGAAAAGCAAAGAAAUUAAUUUGAAGGUCAUGGAGCUAUCUAGAAUUGUUAUCACCACCCCCUCAUUUUAUUUUGUUUAAACUUUGAUUUCAUUAUACGGAUGUGGGCUGCCUGUGUUGUCACUAUUAAAUAAACUGACCGAAAUCUA
Molecule: messenger RNA, 1929 nt
Organism: Dunckerocampus dactyliophorus (ringed pipefish)
Lineage: Eukaryota; Metazoa; Chordata; Actinopteri; Syngnathiformes; Syngnathidae
Product: RNA-binding protein 4.1-like
Exons: 3
Coding region: 133-1323 (396 amino acids)
Cellular component (GO): cytosol
Molecular function (GO): zinc ion binding; mRNA binding
Source: RefSeq, a predicted model, not a curated record